Molecule: messenger RNA, 873 nt
Organism: Paramuricea clavata
Lineage: Eukaryota; Metazoa; Cnidaria; Anthozoa; Malacalcyonacea; Plexauridae
Source: the annotation of a GenBank genome assembly
AUGAGACAGUUGUACGAAUUAUUGGGUAUUUCGCAUAUUAAAACGUCGGUUUAUCAUCCAGAGGCUAAUGGUUUGGUUGAGAGAUUUAACGGCACUUUAAAACAUAUGCUUAAGAAAUUUGUAGCGAAUCAAAUUGAUAACUGGGAUAAGUAUUUACCGUAUGUAUUGUUUGCUUAUCGCGCAGUUCCGUGUCAGUCGACUGGGUACUCGCCGUUUGAAUUAUUAUAUGGGAGGAGUGUACGUGGGCCCUUCUCACUGAUUAAAGAAACUUGGGUUCGCAAAGAAUCUUUACCCAAAGACGCGAUAAGUUAUGUGUUAGAAGCGCGACGACGAUUAAGUCAAAUGCAAAGUAUUGUUCAUGCAAAUACUAAAAAGAGUCAAGCCAAACAAAAGAAGCUUUAUGAUCAGAAAAGUUCGCAUAGGAAAUUUCAGAUUGGCGAUAAAGUAUUGGUAUUGUUACCGACGCCUGGGAGUAAACUCGAAAGCAAAUGGCAGGGUCCUUACACUGUCACUAACGUUUGUACGAACGGCUUAAAUUAUGAAUUAGAUAGAGAAAAGGGGCGAAAACAAAAACGGACUUAUCACAUAAAUCUAUUAAGGCUUUGGAAAACCAGAGAAGAAAUGAAGUUGUCUACAACUGAGAAAGAGUGCUUAGCGAUAGUUUGGGCAGUUGAGACAUUUAGGUAUUAUCUGUUUGGAAGAAAAUUUAUCCUUCAAACGGAUCAUAACCCUUUAGUUUGGUUAAACCAGGUUAAAAACAAGAAUAGGAAAUUAUUGCGAUGGAGUUUAACCCUUCAGGAAUAUGACAUCGAAUUAGAACAUAAGUGUGGAGAGAAGCAUGUGAAUGUGGAUGCGCUUAGUAGAAUGCCAUAA